This is a messenger RNA of Truncatella angustata, 1152 nucleotides long. RefSeq names its product family 53 glycosyl hydrolase. Gene Ontology annotation, molecular function: glucosidase activity. The transcript is spliced from 2 exons. The record is from RefSeq and is a predicted model, not a curated record. The coding region runs from base 1 to 1152 and encodes 383 amino acids. Gene Ontology annotation, biological process: pectin catabolic process. NCBI's taxonomy places the organism in Eukaryota, Fungi, Ascomycota, Sordariomycetes, Amphisphaeriales, Sporocadaceae.
AUGUUUAUUCUAACCACGCUUCUGUCACUGCUCGCCUUCACGGCGGCCGCCCCCUCUAAGAGUGGUGGCUCAAAAGAUGCUUAUUUUUACAAAGGCCAUGAUUUGAGCUCGCUUAAGCUUCUGGAGGAUGCCGGGAACUUCCAUUAUGUCGAUACAGCCCGUAACAACGUGACACGGGCCGCAGAUGACAUCCUCGGCGAUGGUGGCAUGAACGGAGUCCGCCUCCGCCUCUGGGUCAACCCCUCCGACGGCGUCUACGGAUUAGACUACAACCUCAACCUGGCCAAGCGGUUCCAGAGCAAGGGAUACCGCCUCUAUCUCGACUUCCACUUCGCCGACAGUUGGGCGGACCCGCAGAAACAGCCUAUCCCGGCCGCAUGGCCGACAGAGCUGAAGCCGCUGUCACAGACACUGAGGAAGUACGUCCGCGACACUCUGAUCGCUUUCAAGAAGGCUGGUAUCAAUCUCGAUAUCGUGUCGCUGGGCAACGAGAUCCGCCACGGCUUCCUGUGGCCCACGGGCUACGUCGACAUCGACAUCCAGCCCUACCACGCCCUGGUCAAGAACUUCACCAACGUGGCGACGCUGUACAAGGCCGCGCGGGCCGGCGUCGACGACGCGGUGGCCAAGGGCUUCAACAGGCCCAAGCAGAUCAUGAUCCACCUCGACAACGGCUGGAACACCACGUUCCAGACCCGCUGGUACUCUGCGCUCUUCGACAACGGCGUCAAGACCUCUGACGUCGAUGCCUUCGGCGUCAGCUUCUACCCGUUCUAUGGCACCUCGGCCACGCUUGACAACCUGCGCGACAGCCUGAACACGCUGGCCAAGAAGUACGGCAAGCCGGUUCAGGUGGCCGAGACGGACUACCCGGCUAUCUGCGACGGGCAGUACAACCCGAUCCCGGAGUCUUCGGAGCCGGAGAUCCCGUACAACGUGGACGGACAGGUCGAGUGGAUGGGCAAGGUCAUCGAUGUGGUACAGAGCGUGCCCAAGGGGCUCGGACAGGGUGUUUGGUACUGGGAGCCGACCUGGUUGAACAACACGUCCCUCGGGAGCAACUGCACGGAUGCGUUGUUGUUCUAUCCCGACUACAGCAAGUGGCCUGAGACGACUGGCUACUCACGCAAGUCGGUCAACUUCUACAAGUAA